GAGAAUAUGAAUAUGAUCAAAGUAAGCCCAAGGGAAGAUCCUAGAGGAACCAUUUGGGAUGAAAAGGGACGAGAUCAACUUGCUGGGAUUUAUGUUUUCUAUGACAAAUAUACAAUACAUGGACUUCAGUUCCUGUUCUAUGAGAAUGGUAGCUUAGUAAUGUCAAACAUACAUGGUGUUGAUAAUCGUGAAAACUUCCAUGCAAUCGUCUUUGAUUAUCCAUCAGAGUUUCUUACUUCGAUUAGUUGUUCUUUCUGCCACUUACCAUCGUUGGAAUCUAUAAAAUUUGGAACCAACAAGGUUUCAUAUGGACCAUUUGGGACUCCUUCUACUGAUGCCAAGGACUUCAACUUUCAGAUAGGAAAUCAUCUGCUUUUCGGUGGUUUUCAUGGUACCAAAAAUUGCUUUGGCAUUGGGAGUAUUGGGGUUUAUCUGAAGAACAUCCCAUCUUCAAUGACCAAUGUGAAAAAUCUACCAGUAAACCUUGAAAAGGAAGAAGAUUAACUCCAGAUACUUUCACCUUCUACCGCAAACGAUAUAGUUCGUCUUAAUUUACUAUAUGC
This is a messenger RNA of Nicotiana attenuata, 563 nucleotides long. RefSeq names its product inactive protein RESTRICTED TEV MOVEMENT 1-like. The coding region runs from base 7 to 504 and encodes 165 amino acids. The record is from RefSeq and is a predicted model, not a curated record. The transcript has a single exon. Lineage: Eukaryota; Viridiplantae; Streptophyta; Magnoliopsida; Solanales; Solanaceae.